This is a messenger RNA of Chenopodium quinoa (quinoa), 2464 nucleotides long. Its product is annotated as KH domain-containing protein At4g18375-like. Bases 234 to 2090 code for a protein of 618 amino acids. Gene Ontology annotation, cellular component: nucleus; cytoplasm. The transcript is spliced from 8 exons. Gene Ontology annotation, biological process: regulation of gene expression. The record is from RefSeq and is a predicted model, not a curated record. Lineage: Eukaryota; Viridiplantae; Streptophyta; Magnoliopsida; Caryophyllales; Amaranthaceae. Gene Ontology annotation, molecular function: mRNA binding.
AUAUGGGCCUAAGCGAAGUAGCCAUAACCAAAAGAAAUUCAUGGUCCGACGAAGUAAAGAGUAAUACGGACUACGGAGUACUAUCGUUGUAUGUAUCAUUGUAUCGUUGUAUGUUAAUGGUCUUCGAUUUUAAUUUUUAAUUCAUAGGAUCCUUGCAUUGUUGCAUAUCCUUCAAGUUGAAUCCCUCGUGCUCUCUUCUCCAAAGUUCCUCUCUUUCUGAAAAUUAUCAAUAUAUGGGUGAAACGGGUAAGCGGUACCGAGGUCAGAGAGAAAACUAUGGCGAUAGUAAGAAUCAGAGAAGACGGACUGAUAAGGAGGAGAAGGGCGGUGAUGAAUUGAUUGCAUACAGGAUUCUGUGUCCUGACACGGUUAUCGGUAGUGUGAUCGGUAAAGCUGGAAAGGUGAUAAAUUCGAUAAGACAGGAGACGAGAGCAAAGGUGAAGGUGGUGGAUCCAUUUCCUGGUGCCAAGGAAAGGGUGAUUACUAUCUAUUGUUAUGUAAAGGAGAAGGUAGAUAUUGAAGUUGAUGAGGAGUAUAACAAUAAUGCACCCCUUUGCCCUGCUCAAGAUGCUCUUCUUAGAAUGCAUGCUGCCAUUGCUAAUGCAUUGUCCAGCUUGGGUGAUUCUGAGAGGAGGCAAAAAGAUAUGGAAGAGUGCAACAUUCUCGUCCCAGCUAGUCAAUCUGCUAAUGUAAUUGGCAAGUCGGGGAGCACUAUAAAGAAAUUGAGAAGCAAGACAAGGGCUAAUAUUAGGGUCACUCGUAAGGAUGAUACGGACUCGAGUCAUUCAUGUGCUAUGGAUUUUGACAAUUUUGUUCAGAUUUCAGGAGAUUCUGAGGCCGUUAAAAGAGCGCUGUUUGCUAUUUCUGCAAUCAUGUAUAAGUUUGCUCCUAAAGAAGAAAUUCCCCUUGAAACUAGUGUGCCCGAGGUUGCACCAAGCAUCAUUAUUCCUGCUGACAUGCCUGUUUAUCCUGCCAGUGGAUUUUAUACUGAUCCCAUAGCUCCUUCUAGGUCUUCUUCUCUAAUGGAUGCUCAUGCACCAGAACUUUCUGUUCCAGGCUAUGCUGAUUCAGGAAGCAUGUGGUCUGUUGUUGUCCCUGGUUAUAGUGGGGCCUCUCGAUCUGAGGAGCUGACAGUACGGGUUUUAUGUCCUUCUGAUAAGAUUGGGCGUGUCAUUGGGAGAGGAGGGUGUACUAUCAAAAGUGUAAGACAGGCCAGUGGUACACACAUUGAGGUUGAUGAUACUAAAGCUACCCGAGAUAAGUGCAGUGAAUGUUUGAUUACUGUAACUUCAACUGAGUCAUUGGAUGAUUUACAAUCAAAGGCAAUCGAAGCUGUUCUAUUACUUCAAGAAAAGAUCAAUGAAGAUGCUGAAAACGUUACUAUGAGCCUUCUUAUUCCAUCUAGAAAUAUUGGGUGCAUUAUAGGGAAGAGCGGCUCAAUUGUCAAUGAGAUUAGGAAAAGGACCAGGGCUGAUAUCCGGAUUUCAAAAGGAGACAAGCCCAAGUGUGCUGAUGAAGGUGAUGAAUAUGUUGAGGUAUCUGGAGAAGUUAAAAAUGUCAGAGAUGCACUUAUACAAAUUAUUCUUAGGCUCCGUGAUGAUGCUCUGAAAGAUAAUGCUGGUGCUAGCAAUCCUUCUGUUGCUCCUGAUUCUUUAUACCCUGGUAGCAGUGGAUUUUCACUGCCUCCUGUUUUACAAACUGUUCCUCCAGUCAAUCCUUUGGGUUAUGAACCAAGAACUGAGUCCGGAAAUGGGGUUGGCAAUCUUGGCAUGUAUACUUCUAGUAGCCAUUACAAAUACGGAUCAUUGUCGAUGGGAGAUGAUGGAUAUGGAUCCUCAUAUUCAUCCAAGCUUUAUGGAGGAUUGCUGCAAUCCUCUACUCUGGAGAUAAUGAUUCCCGCUAGUGCAGUAAGUAAAGUUAUUGGAAAAAGCGGGGCUAACCUUUCCAAUAUUCGUCAGAUAUCUGGAGCAGUAAUAGAGAUUUCUGAUCCAAAGUCUUCUCGUGGAGACCGUGUGGCACAUAUAUCUGGCACACCUGAGCAGAAGCGUUCAGCUGAAAAUUUAAUUCAGGCAUUCAUUAUGGCUACUUAAGUGUUUUCUUGGCAGGAAAGUUGAAACUGGACUAUAAGGGUGUUAUUUUCUAUGCACUUCCCCUAGGCUAUUCCACCAGUUCUCCUUUUUAGAAUAUUCCACCAGUUUGUCUCCAUCAAAAAUGCCAAUCAAGAUAUUGUGCCAGAGGAUUCGCACACAGAUCUGUCUAGAUGGAGCUUAGAUCUCAUGGCUACUUAGUCUACUCAUCUUUUGUGGGCUGCCUUGCUUUAGUUAGGAUCCUUCAUUCCUUUCUUGACUUUGUGCUAUCCAUCUAUAUUCUUGCAGUUUCCAUGAAUAACAUAUUGUUUCUGACUGAAAGGUUUUUCUUCUACUGAACAUAAUAAUCAAAUCAGUGUUGCAUGUUCUGGCGUUCA